AUGAAUCAAGCUUUGCUUUGUAUUCUCCUUCUUGUCAUGCUUACAAGUCAAGCAGCAGCCCAAUGGGGAUAUGGAUACUACGGCUAUCCUAUGUAUAGACCGUGGGGAUAUGGAUAUGGUAUGUAUAGACCGUGGGGAUUUGGAGGAUGGCGUAGAAAUCCAAUAAUGGGAGCGUUGCGAGGAGCGCUUUAUGGUGGAAUGCUAGGGGCAAUGAUGGGAAGAUAA
Strongylus vulgaris is the source of this 225-nucleotide messenger RNA. NCBI's taxonomy places the organism in Eukaryota, Metazoa, Nematoda, Chromadorea, Rhabditida, Strongylidae. The record is from the annotation of a GenBank genome assembly.